AUGUCCGAUGUUCAUCCCGGCUCGCUGGACGAUGUUGCUGCGCAGAUGACUUACUCCAACUAUCUUGAAGUUGCAUCGCUGAGUAUGAUUCAGAUCUUCAGCUCUUCUCCUACCGCAACUCAUCAUCGUCUCUCGUUCUCCCCAACCGUAGCAAUUCUGUUCUAUGACUUUACGCUGACCCUGGGAGCGGAAAGCAAGCGGUUCUGGGAAUGCCCUGCUUGGUCCAGCGCCUCAGCGUUAUUUUACUUGAACCGUUAUGUUGGCCUGUCCGGUUAUAUCGUUAUAGCAUUCUUUUUCAUGAAGCCAGACUUCCUCGUCAGUACAAAUGUGCGUCUGUCCCUCGCGUACACCAUUUCGUUGGCUAACGCUGUAGGCUCGUAA
Pleurotus ostreatus (oyster mushroom) is the source of this 381-nucleotide messenger RNA. RefSeq lists its product as uncharacterized. The transcript is spliced from 2 exons. The coding region runs from base 1 to 381 and encodes 126 amino acids. The record is from RefSeq and is a predicted model, not a curated record. Lineage: Eukaryota; Fungi; Basidiomycota; Agaricomycetes; Agaricales; Pleurotaceae.